Neoarius graeffei (lesser salmon catfish) is the source of this 453-nucleotide messenger RNA. RefSeq names its product polyadenylate-binding protein 1-like. NCBI's taxonomy places the organism in Eukaryota, Metazoa, Chordata, Actinopteri, Siluriformes, Ariidae. Gene Ontology annotation, molecular function: poly(U) RNA binding; poly(A) binding; mRNA 3'-UTR binding. The coding region runs from base 37 to 453 and encodes 138 amino acids. Gene Ontology annotation, cellular component: cytosol; ribonucleoprotein complex; nucleus. The record is from RefSeq and is a predicted model, not a curated record. The transcript has 3 exons.
AUGCAACAGGUGUGAACUUGUAUGUGAAGAAUCUGGAUGAUGGUCUGGAUGAUGAACGUCUUCGCAAAGAGUUCUCACCUUUUCGGAACCAUCACCAGCGCCAAGGUGAUGAUGGAGGGUGGUCGCUCGAAAGGGUUUGGUUUCGUUUGUUUCUCGUCCCCGGAGGAAGCCACAAAGGCAGUGACGGAGAUGAACGGCAGGAUUGUAGCCACUAAGCCGCUGUAUGUUGCUCUGGCGCAGCGUAAAGAGGAGCGCCAGGCUCACCUCACCAACCAGUACAUGCAGAGGAUGGCGAGUGUGCGUGCCGUCCCGAACCCGGUUCUCAACCCCUACCAGCCUGCACCUCCGUCUGGGUACUUUAUGGCUGCCAUUCCUCAGAGAGCAGGUGAGAGUGCGGAGGGUCAGAACGAGAAAACCGUUAACGAUGGAACAUCAACCCUGACUGGAGUGUAA